Linum trigynum is the source of this 1266-nucleotide messenger RNA. Lineage: Eukaryota; Viridiplantae; Streptophyta; Magnoliopsida; Malpighiales; Linaceae. The record is from the annotation of a GenBank genome assembly.
AUGGGUCGCCAUUCGUCCGAUCGUUCGAUAUCCCCAGACAGAGACCGAGGUCGCAGGAGCUCCCCGCCUGCAGAAAGGGCAGCAUCACGGCACAGAAGUUCCCGUAGAGAUGUGUCGCCUUCACCAGUAGCCCGGCAGAAGAAGAACUCACAUCGGGAUGCCUCUCCAUCGCCGAAAGAGAAAAGACGUGUCCAUACUAAAUCCCCUAAUGGUGAAAGGUCUGCUUCUCUUUCCCCUCGUUCUAAGAGAUUAAGGCGAGCACAAGCGGGGAGAGAGGCGGAUAAACUGGGAGAUGGUAGAGACCAUGGAAGGAAUCGUGGCAGGGAAAUGGAUAGGGCUAUCCGUAAGGACAGAGAGGGUUCGGAUGUGCCCGAAAGAGAACGUGAAAGAACUCGUGGCAAAGGAGGUGCACAUCGGGAAAGGGAAGCUCACAAGGUGAUUGACACGGAAAAUGACAAAGACCAUGGGACUGGAGGUGAUAAGGCUGCCUAUAAAGGCAGAGGUACAGAAGAUAGGGAAAAUCGGGGCGAGAGGAAGGAGAGGAAGCACGGUCGAGAUGAGAACGACCGAAAAUCGUCUAGAGAUAGACAUGAGCGUUCUGCUUCUCCAUCUGAUCGGCACCACAAGAGAAGAUAUGGAUCUCAGUCACCUCAAGCAGCUGCUCAGAAGAGAGAACGGGACGAGGUCACCAAGUAUGGAGGAGCGGGCGGAAGGAAUAGUGAGGAUGAUUCUGUAGCUAAGAUGAAGGCGGCCGAAGAGGCCUUGGAAGCGAGCCAGAAACAAAAACCAUCAUUUGAGCUGUCUGGGAAACUUGCUGCGGAAACUAAUAGGGUUCGAGGUGUCACUCUCCUGUUCAAUGAGCCUCCAGAGGCUCGAAAACCCAAUAUAAGAUGGAGGCUUUAUGUUUUUAAGGGUGGUGAAGCGCUGAAUGAACCUCUCUAUAUACACAGGCAAAGUUGUUAUCUUUUUGGUAGAGAGAGGAGGGUGGCAGAUGUUCCUACGGACCACCCAUCCUGCAGCAAGCAACAUGCUGUCAUUCAAUUCCGGCAAGUAGAAAAGGAACAAUCUGAUGGUACUUUAUCUAAGAAAGUAAGCCCUUACCUGAUGGAUCUUGGAAGCACUAACAAGACUUUCAUUAAUGAUAAACCCAUUGAACCCGAGCGUUACUACGAACUUUUCGAAAAAGACACAAUCAAGUUUGGUAAUAGUAGCCGAGAAUACGUGUUAUUGCACGAGAACUCAUCAGAGGUAUCACCAAGUCCUUGA